GCUGCCGCAAAAUUCCUGCACCUACCGGCCCCCGCCAAAUACCUAACGAGAAAAGCCACGAGUUCCACUGCCGCGGGCAGGAGGUGCACGGACCACGGUAUGCGGUCAUGGUUUGACCACAGAUCCAAUAAUCCGACGUUCUGGAGUCUCUCUGUCUCUUCGUCAACCACAUCCGCGCCGUCUGCUUCGAAAUCCGGCGGCUAAGAUCGACGCAUGUGCGGAGGUGGCCGGCCGCUGGGAACGAGCUAGCAGGGAAGGAGGAAGCCGGAAAGGAUGAAGGCCGCAGUGAAGGGGAAGUACGAGUCCCACGGGCGGCCGGCGUCGGCCACGCUCGCCGUCAACGUGAGCAACGUGAAGCUCAAGGCCACCGUCACGGACGCCACAUUCAUCAGCGGCCCCAGCUUCAACGGCCUUUCUCUCUCCGUCGAGAAGCCCGGCGCCUUCAUUAUCGACUACGACGUCCCCAGGAAGGAUGCGAGGUUUCAAUUCAUGAACUCGAUUAGGGUUUUUGAGAAGCCGCUGAAUCUGACCUACAUUCACGCUCGGGGCAGCGGGUUCACCACUCUCGAGGGCAGCCUCGUCUUCGACCCCGCCAAUAAGCUCUCCACCAACUACGUCUUCGGUUCAGGCCAUUGCAAGGCCAAGUACACCUUCUCCCAUGGAGGAGGCGUCAGGACCUUCGAGCCCUGCUACGAUCUCAUGAACAAUACGUGGGACUUCGCCGCCUCGCACAAGGUCUUCGGAGGAGACGUCAUUAAGGCGUCCUACCAUACGCCCAAGAAAUUGGUCGGCUUGGAGUGGUCACGAGAUUCUAAGGAGAUGGGUUCUUUCAAAAUAUUCACGUCAUUCAGCUUGGCUGACGAGCUUAAAUUUCCAAAGAUAGUUGCAGAGACAACAUGGAAUUUUGAAACGUCUUGACCGACAGACGUACCUACGAAUAACUUCCUCAGGCGUCUUUUUUUCUUUCAGUGCAAUUUUUUAAUACUGUUGGCUUCGAUUCUUGUCUUUCUGCCACUGUGAGUUGUGGCCAUUUGAGCUAAAAGUAACUGGAUAUGUUAAAUAUCACACAAAUUUGAUCAUCAGAUGUUCUCAUCGGCAAUGAAAUUGCCGAACUCUGUUCUGUUAAUUGAUAUAAAACAUUUUUUUGGGUGUC
Messenger RNA from Nymphaea colorata (pocket water lily), 1153 nucleotides. Its product is annotated as outer envelope pore protein 24A, chloroplastic. The transcript is spliced from 4 exons. NCBI's taxonomy places the organism in Eukaryota, Viridiplantae, Streptophyta, Magnoliopsida, Nymphaeales, Nymphaeaceae. Gene Ontology annotation, biological process: regulation of monoatomic ion transmembrane transport. Bases 274 to 918 code for a protein of 214 amino acids. Gene Ontology annotation, molecular function: voltage-gated monoatomic cation channel activity. The record is from RefSeq and is a predicted model, not a curated record.